This is a messenger RNA of Periconia digitata, 1498 nucleotides long. The record is from the annotation of a GenBank genome assembly. Lineage: Eukaryota; Fungi; Ascomycota; Dothideomycetes; Pleosporales; Periconiaceae.
UCGAUUGUUUUCGAUUGAAUGGCGGACUACUCGAGCUACGGCCGAGAGCGAAUUUGAAAGACCGCUUGAUGAGUAUCGAGUGUCUGUCAAUGGAUAUGAAGUUCAAUUGAAUCCGUGUCUCCCUACGAUUGUAUCUUGUCGUUUGAGUGCUGUGCUACCUAGCAUGAUUUUGAGACAUCUAAACCUGCGUAAUGCUAUCUCGUCUGGUUCAAAGCUUAUAAAACCAUGCAGCCUCCAACUCAAUCCAAACAGAGCUUUAUAAAUUCACUUUGGUCUUUCACACAGGUCAACAUGACCCAUGAAGUGGUCGUGUAUGAUUAUCUAAUGAUUACCUAGACUGUAUACAGACUAGCGCGGGUGGACUCUUGGCAACCGCGGGGCGAACAAUAUUGGAAUUGACUCAAACGAAACCUCGACGACGACGACAACGACAACCACCAGCACCCGCACUUACAUAUACCCUCCCGUCCACACAACCAAAUACUCCUCUUUGACUGUCGACGACCAAAUCACAAAUAUCUCCAGUCUCCCCGCGACACGCGCGAACCCACCGCCCGCCAUGUCGCUCACAAACUGCCGGUUUUAUGAGGAGAAGUACCCCGAGGUGGAGAGCUUCGUCAUGGUCAAUGUCAAGCAAAUCGCCGAGAUGGGUGCUUAUGUUAAGCUGCUUGAAUAUGACAACAUCGACGGCAUGAUCCUGCUCUCGGAACUGUCCCGACGACGUAUCCGAUCGAUCCAGAAGCUCAUCCGAGUCGGUCGCAACGAGGUGGUCGUGGUGCUGCGUGUGGACAAGGACAAGGGCUACAUUGAUCUGUCCAAGCGACGAGUCUCGCCCGAAGACAUCAUCAAGUGCGAGGAGCGGUACAACAAGUCCAAGAUGGUGCACUCGAUUAUGCGCCACGUGGCCGAGAAGACGGAAACGCCCAUCGAGGAUCUGUACAAGAACAUUGGCUGGCCGCUGAACAAAAAGUACGGCCACUCGAUUGACGCGUUCAAGCUGUCCAUUACCAACCCGGAUGUGUGGAACGAUGUCGUCUUCCCCAACGACGUGGUCAAGGAGGAGUUGCAGUCGUACAUUGGCAAGAGGUUGACGCCGCAGCCUACCAAGGUGCGCGCGGACAUCGAUGUCACCUGCUUCGGCUACGACGGUAUCGACGCCAUCAAGACUGCGCUGAGUUGCGCCGAGGCCAAGAACACCCCAGACAACCAGGUCAAGGUCAGACUCGUUUCCCCACCGCUCUACGUCCUCACGUCGCAAUGUCUCGACAAGAAUGUGGGUAUCGAGACGCUGGAUCAGGCCAUUCUGGAUAUCAAGGCGACAAUCGAGAAGGCAGGAGGCCACCUCAAGGUGGUGGCCGCGCCCAGGGCCACGACAGACAACGACGAUGCCGAGUUGGCGGCGCUCAUGGAGAAGAGCCAACGGGAGAACCAAGAGGUCAGCGGUGACGAGGACGAGAGCACGAGCGAUGAGGGCGGUGUUGCCGAUGCGGAUGCUUAG